CUACCUGGAACCGUGCGAGCUGUGUAUCUCCCCCACUUCAUCUGCCUGUCAGAUGUAGACAUCAGUGGGUGCUCGAUUGCCCAUUUUGAAUUCCAGAAGAUGACCAUACAGCAACCAACAGAAGUGAUGGCCUUCUCCGCUGUCCUGGAGAAUCCCAGCUUCUCUCUUCUUGGAGUGGUUUGGAGAAAGUUACGUUCAGCCAUUUCUCUCCCUAUGCACUCCUUAGUGCUGAUCUUCCAGCAGCUCUCCGCUGCAAAUACAACCCUGCAUCUCUACCUGAUCCCAGAUGACAGCUCUGUGAAGGAGGCCAUUGAAAGACAAGAGACAAGCUGGAACUCAAAGCUUAUUCCCAAGCCUCAUCCAUUCCAUCCCCUGUUUUUUGGCCACAGAUACCAGGUGUCCAGUAACACUCAAGUGAAGAUUACACCUGAACCACACUUGCCAUUUUGCUACAAGAGUCCAGAGGACCAACAGCUCUUUGUUGAGAUCUACAUCAGGAAAAUGGCUGAGGAAGUGGAAUUCUUUAUCACAGAUGGACAGAAUGACACCGAGGUCUGGAGGGCAUCGCUGAGGUCAGGUGAUAUUAGUCAUUCUAGAAACGAAUCCAAAAAGCUUUCAGGUGCAGCCUUCCUGAAGAAGCACAAGACAGAGCUUUGUUCCAGGAUGGGGCAGCUCUCCUCCAUUCUGCUAAAUUUAAGUGUUGAAGAUGUAAUCAACAGUGAAGAAGAAGAGGAGGUGCAAGCUCAAAAUACAAAACAAAAGAAGAAUCAAUUUCUGCUGGACCUAGUGGAGAAAAAAGGGCUCAAGGCCCAAGAGAAGCUCUUUCAGAUCCUCCAGACAAAAGACCCAUUCCUUGUUGAAGAC
Lagopus leucura (white-tailed ptarmigan) is the source of this 864-nucleotide messenger RNA. Its product is annotated as caspase recruitment domain-containing protein 8-like. Gene Ontology annotation, biological process: regulation of apoptotic process. The record is from RefSeq and is a predicted model, not a curated record. Lineage: Eukaryota; Metazoa; Chordata; Aves; Galliformes; Phasianidae. The annotation marks the transcript as partial. The transcript is spliced from 6 exons. Gene Ontology annotation, cellular component: canonical inflammasome complex.